Messenger RNA from Elephantulus edwardii (Cape elephant shrew), 693 nucleotides. RefSeq names its product CD79b molecule, immunoglobulin-associated beta (gene CD79B). Bases 1 to 693 code for a protein of 230 amino acids. Gene Ontology annotation, cellular component: B cell receptor complex; external side of plasma membrane; membrane. Lineage: Eukaryota; Metazoa; Chordata; Mammalia; Macroscelidea; Macroscelididae. The transcript is spliced from 6 exons. Gene Ontology annotation, biological process: B cell differentiation; B cell receptor signaling pathway. Gene Ontology annotation, molecular function: transmembrane signaling receptor activity. The record is from RefSeq and is a predicted model, not a curated record.
AUGGCUGCUGGGCUGGCACUGUCUCUUGUGCCCAGCAACUGGCUGGUGGUGGUGCUGGUGCUGUUUUCAGGUCAGCCAGUGCCUGCAGCCAGAACAGAGGAGCUGUACCCAGAUCCCUCAGGAAGCCCUUGCUCCCGAAUCUGGCAGAGACCACGUUUCGUGGCCCGAAAACGGGGCUUCGUGGUGGAAGUGCAAUGCCACACACAAGGCUCAGGCACCGUGAAAUGGUUCUGGAAGCGAGAGAUGGGCCAGGAGGCCAAGGAGCUUUUCCAGGACACAGACCACAUCGUGCUGAGCCAGAACAGCACUGUCUCGGUCCUCACCAUCCGGGACAUCCAGUUCAAGGACAACGGCAUCUACUUCUGCCAGCAGACGUGCAAAGGGCCACCCGAAGUCGUCCACUGGGGCUGCGGCACUGAACUUCGCGUGAUGGGGUUCAGCUCGUUGGACCAGUUGAAGAAGCGGAACACGCUGAAAGACGGGAUCAUCAUGAUCCAGACCCUCCUCAUCAUCCUCUUCAUCAUCGUGCCCAUCUUCCUGCUGCUGGACAAGGAUGACAGCAAGACUGGAAUGGAAGAAGAUCACACCUAUGAGGGCCUGAACGUUGACCAGACGGCCACCUAUGAGGACAUAGUGACUCUGCGGACAGGAGAAGUGAAGUGGUCGGUGGGUGAGCACCCGGGCCAGGAGUGA